AUGUCUCGCCCAAUUAAGCCAUUGAAAGAGAUCAAUGAUUCCAAAGAUUUAAGGAAGAUCGCGGUUAGAUGCAAACAUCUAUGGACUGUCACAAGUUCUUCAAACAAAGAACACAUGGAGAUGGUUUUGGUUGAUUCUAAGCGUGAUAUGAUUCAGGCUGUUGUCCCUGCUUAUUUGCUUUCGAAAUUCAAAUCUGAAAUUGAAACAGGAAACUCUUAUAUCAUGCAAAAUUUUAAAGUUGGGAAGAAUGAUUUUGCUUUUAAGUCGACAAAUCAUACAUACAAAUUGUUAAAGGAAGAUUUGAUUGGAGGAAUCACUGAUAUCACUCAAACCCAAGUUUACGGUGACAACAGCAAGAACAGAAUAGUUUUUUCAAUUGUAGAUGCCAGCAAAACAGUUGUACAAUGUACUCUUUGGGGGCAACUUGCAGUUCAGCUAUAUGAGUAUUAUAAGAAUAAUAAGCAAGCCUCUGAUAUUGUCAUUGUGAUAAUAAAUGCAAGGGUUAAAGAGGCUCAAGGAGGAUUUCCAGUUAGUGUUUCCAACACAUGGAAUGGAACGAAAUUGUUGAUUAAUGACCUUGCUAUUGAGGAAGUCAAGAAUCUAAAAGAAAGACUUGGUGUUGAUCUGCCUUUGUUAUCAUCUUCAAGUGUACAAGUUGAGGCAACGCAAAACUCAUUUUAUUCUGACUAUGACAAAUUUGUUUGGAAGGCUGAAAUAAUGAGUCUCUCUGAAAUAACAAAUCUGCAACAUGAAACAACCUGUGUUACCGUUGCUACCCUCGAUAAGUUUGAUGCUGGGCAGAUGGGAUGGUACUAUGAUAGUUGCCUUAUGAUCAAGACAUUUGGUUUAUAUAAUUUGUUGGAUGAUGUUUUGUUUUGUUGUUCUGGUACUUAG
Vicia villosa (hairy vetch) is the source of this 894-nucleotide messenger RNA. RefSeq lists its product as uncharacterized. Lineage: Eukaryota; Viridiplantae; Streptophyta; Magnoliopsida; Fabales; Fabaceae. The transcript has 7 exons. The record is from RefSeq and is a predicted model, not a curated record. Bases 1 to 894 code for a protein of 297 amino acids.